AUGCCGCUCGAAGCUCGGUUUGCCGUCGUUGCUGGCGCGGGCGCUUUCGACUUCACGCCCGCCUUCGAGGAUGCCGUUCUCUGCAUCGCCCCUUCGGCCCUCUUUCUGGUUGUGGCACUACAGCGUCUCUUCUGGCUCGCGAGACAGCCUCGCAAGGUCGCCAAGAGCCACCGGCCAAUCUUCAGAGUGGCACUCUUGCUGUACUGGGCUCUGAAUACAGAGAGGCGGCCUCUCUUUCAGUUGCGGACGUCAGCCGCCGUGCUCGCCUUCGUCGAUGGGUUUUUGCUCUUGUUCCUGUCCCACGCCGAGCACGCGCGCUCGGUGCGCCCGUCGACCAUCAUCAACGUUUAUUUACUCUUUACUUUGCUCUUUGACUGCGUUGUCGCCAGAACCCUGUGGCUUGCGGACCAUGACCCCACCAUCUCGGGCCUCUUCAUCUCCACUGUCGCCAUCAAACUUUUUGUCUUGGCUUCGGAAGCUUUGGAGAAGAGACCCAUACUCUUAGCCCAGUACCAGAAUCUCUCCCCAGAGGCAACCAGCGGCAUAUUGGCCCGGAGUGUCUUCUGGUGGCUAAACUCAUUGAUGCGAACCGGGUUCGCUCGCUCCCUCGCCGAUCAUGAUCUGCUCCCCGUUCACGACAGCCUAGCGGCACGAACACUACUCCCCAAAGCACGAAACUCGUUUGCUUCGUCGAACCAUUCCAACCGCCAUGCCUUGGCCUUCUCCACGUUGUGGGCCACCAAGUACAUCUUUCUGGCUGGCGUGGCACCUCGGCUUGCAUUGUCAGCUUUCAAGUACACGCUGCCCUUUCUCAUCACCAGGACGACUUCCUGGACGGCCGAUCCGUCGCAGUCGGACGCAGUGGGAUGGGGACUGACGGGCGCAUGGCUGCUGGUCUUCAUCGGGCAAGCAGUUUCCAACGGCUUUUAUUAUCAGAUGGCAUAUCGAUUUGUCACCUCGAUUCGCGGUAGCCUCUGCAGUUUGAUCUACAUUAAGACAUUGGAUCUCAGUACCACGGCUCUCGACGAGUCCGUGGCGGUAUCGCUCAUGUCCACGGACACCGAGAGUAUUUGUCAAAGCGCCGCAACCUUGCACGAGCUUUGGGCCUCGCCAAUCGAGUCCGCAGUCGCCAUCUUUCUCCUGUACAGGCAGCUUGGCCUCGCCGCUCUGGCCCCGGUCGGUGUAGCAAUCCUUGCCACUACUGGCAUGUUGUGGCUUGCCCAGUUCAUUGGCAUGGCCAAGAAGAGAUGGAUGAUGGGCAUCCAAACGCGAGUCGAUGUAACGGCUUACGUCCUCGCGUCAAUCAAGGUUAGGAUCCACUGA
This is a messenger RNA of Colletotrichum spaethianum, 1323 nucleotides long. Its product is annotated as ABC transporter atnG. Gene Ontology annotation, biological process: transmembrane transport. Gene Ontology annotation, cellular component: membrane. The record is from RefSeq and is a predicted model, not a curated record. Gene Ontology annotation, molecular function: ATP binding; ABC-type transporter activity. NCBI's taxonomy places the organism in Eukaryota, Fungi, Ascomycota, Sordariomycetes, Glomerellales, Glomerellaceae. The transcript is spliced from 2 exons. The coding region runs from base 1 to 1323 and encodes 440 amino acids.